GCGGUCGUGGACGAGGAGGAGGGAUAGGAGUGGCAGGAAAGUGGGGUGGAGUGACUUGGUGGACAAAUUCGUAAUGGGCCCGACCGAAAGAAGGGAGAGAUGGUAGACGCCCGAAUAGAACCGGGUGGCCAACGAAUGGCCCUGACCUUGUUCACCUUCCGCCGCCGGACUUCACGCCAUUGUUGCGGUCGUCCACCGCCCACAUCCCCUUCUCUUCCUACCACCACCACCACCACCACUCGCGCUGCGACCGCCAUGCAUCGCGCCACCCCCUCGCCGUCGACGACAGCGUCGUCCACCGCCCACCGAUCACGCCGCACGCGCAUCACCCGCGCACAACUCCAACGACGUCUCGAGGCCCUCGGUCGUCCCAGCCAGCCCCUUCCCAUCGAGCUCCCGCUAUCAUCCACCGAUUUGCCGGCACCCGGUUCCAAGCGCAAGACAGAAAGCGAUUUCCAGCAGGGUCCAAGCAAGCGGCCACGAACGAGCAGCGUGUCGGAAAGCCGUCGCCAGGCGCCGCCAUCAUCAGCGCAUCGGUCUGAAGCCGCCUCCCAGCGACGCCCCAACCCUCCGACCGAAGACGGAGAGCUCUGCGAAGAGCUCCCCGCGUCUCGCGAUACUUCGCAAACCACGGACAUUCCAGUACGUCGACCACGGCGACAGCCCAUACCUGUCCUCGGCCGACAGCACUUCGAGGGCCUGUAUGAUCGGUACUAUGCAUCCGCCAUCCAUCUCAAGUGCUCAGGUCAACUACGAACCAUGGCGAACGAGCGUCCGGAUUCCUCGUCGUACCGCCCAUUACCGAAUCCUCCUCCAAGCAGCUCUCCGUAUCACAAGUACGGGAACCUCAUGAGCCGACUAGAAUGCCUCGAAUCUAUCAUCGACUUCUGCUACGCAUACUGGGCCAAAGACACAUGGUACAAGAAAGUGGAUAGAGGCGCAUGGCGUGGGCUGCAGCCAUUCCUUUCGUACACGAGAAUACACUGGGAGCAGGAUGCGGUGGAUGACCGCGAGAAGGCGCUCCUCGGUCUUCUGUACAUGAUCGAGGCGUCUGUGCUGAGUAACAAGCUCCGCGAAUCGGCGAAGAGCAACGACCACGACAAUAAGAUCCUCAUCUGCCGACUGCAGAAACUGUAUGUCGAGGACGAGCAGAAGAAGGAGAAGGGCGCCGACAAGUCAAAGGCCAUCGACGGCAGCGCGUCUCUCGCAACACCGCCGAUGUUACCGUCCCCCGCCAGCAUCAGCAGCAAUGGCUCGACGCCACCCGGCAAAAAGGCUGAAGACGUUCAGCCUCCGCCCGCGGCCGCUGCGCCUAGGAAGGGUAAAGAUGGCGGAAUGCCCAUCGCUCUUCGCAACCCAGACGAGGUAUGGUCGGACAAGCCAGUGCCGGAUAAUUACUACACCGAGGUCAACUGGUCACAAGUGCGGAUGCGCAAGUCUGAAAGCGAAGGGAUCAUAGGCGUUAUGCAAUCUCUGACCCUUGCGCAGGAGCACUUCACCCUACCUAUCCUUGCGAAGCUUUUCCCCCGUACAUUCAAACGCGUCCUCAACACCACCUACACCGCAACCGACGAAUACCAUCCAGACAUUGAAGACGAAGACGGCGAGCUGUUCUGGCCGGGACAGGUCAUGGUUAACGCCGGCGGCAUUGCCUGGUACUGCGCGGUUGGCAAGGCCAUGCUGAAGGAAUUCAGCAAGGAGUAUGGCUACCGGGGCAUCGAUGGAGCGGUCUCGAGGAGGGAUAUCGACUUCCGUGAACUCCACUACAAAGUUCCUACUCCAAUGUCUUGGGGCGACCUGCGGUACGAUCGCUAGCGCACCAUGGUACAUUGGUGCCCGUCUUUGCCCUCCCAUGCCACCGUAUCCUCCGCGUUUGCCGCAGCAUUAUCUAUGCACUGUCCAACACUCGCUCGUUCAAGCACAUCACUAUCUCCUGUCUUGCGCUGGCGACCAGCUCUGUUAGACACAUCUCUCGCGGCCCCCUGGAUACGUUACAUCAUACAGCUUCACUCGGCCUCCCCUCGCGACUUGCAGGAACCAUCGUUCUCUGCUCAUGUCGCUUCUCCUUCCCCCAUAUUUAUCGAAAGUCUCCGCUUAGGCAUCCGGCCAGCCUGUCUGGAGCAUCAAGGUGUCGUCAUUAGGCGAUAGCGCGUCCUGUCCCUUGCUGUAUUCGCAUUGCUCUGUAUAACAUGAGACAUUUCAUACGACCCGGCUCACCGCAUUGCAUCACCCUCCAUCACCGCGACCGCACAUCACUGGUUGUACCCAUCACUGUCGUAUGAAACGCCUGUACCACUACUACCUCGCGUACCAACAGCAGUCCACCUCCGCCGGGACCCCAAAAGCUGCCUGCGUUUGCUCCUCUUGUACUCGUCCAAGCUUUCUCGCCCAGCCCCACAUGGAUCUCCUGUUUGUGCAUGCCCAUCCCCGCUUGCUGCUUUCACGUCGCUGGGGCUACCCCGUGUUCUUCUUCAUCUGGGAGUCUUCCUUCAGGAUUUCAUUCGGAUCUCACUUCGCUGGCACUCUGGUUCAUUUGUUCAUCCGUCGUGACUGUUUAGUCUAAUCGCAUUUCCUCCCUUUGCUUAACCCCCCUUAACCCCCUCAUCGCAGCAUACCCUAGCACAUCACUGGAUUACCUACUCUAAUAUGAUCACCCUACCCGUCCAUCACAUUUUCACCGCAUCUCCUCCAUCUUCUUGCGCAUUGGUACGGACAGCACAUCCGACGUCGUCCAGCGACGUGUUCUUCUGGUCUCACUUCGCAUAGUUAUUGGAAACUUCGACGGAGUCGUGACUAUCGUUCCCCGGGGUGGACGCGGAUUCUCGAAAAGUUCAUAUCCCUAUUUACGCUCCUGAUUUAUCUAUUCUGUAGCUUGGGCGUGGAAUAGAGGCG
Messenger RNA from Phanerochaete carnosa HHB-10118-sp, 2892 nucleotides. RefSeq lists its product as uncharacterized. The coding region runs from base 136 to 1815 and encodes 559 amino acids. Lineage: Eukaryota; Fungi; Basidiomycota; Agaricomycetes; Polyporales; Phanerochaetaceae. The record is from RefSeq and is a predicted model, not a curated record. The transcript is spliced from 4 exons.